This is a messenger RNA of Vidua macroura (Pin-tailed whydah), 4572 nucleotides long. It is a transcript of the gene PDLIM7, whose product is annotated as PDZ and LIM domain 7. NCBI's taxonomy places the organism in Eukaryota, Metazoa, Chordata, Aves, Passeriformes, Viduidae. Gene Ontology annotation, cellular component: stress fiber; filamentous actin; adherens junction. The record is from RefSeq and is a predicted model, not a curated record. Gene Ontology annotation, biological process: muscle structure development; heart development; actin cytoskeleton organization. Gene Ontology annotation, molecular function: actin binding; muscle alpha-actinin binding.
GCGGGUAAGGGUGGGGCUUCCCAGCAACAAGCAGGGGUGCCCAGCCUGUGCACGCUGGGGACCCCCGGUGCAGUCGGGUCCCGUCCCGCCGGGGAGGGGUGUGGGGUAUCCGCCCGCUCCCGGCCGCCCCGUCCCGGCGCCUCGCUGGAGCUUGCGCGGCUCCCGGGCGCCGGGAAUGCCUGACACGCAGCUCUUCCCCCGGCCCUCCCGAGCGGGGAGCGGGCUGGUGUCGUCUUACACGCCUUAUAUAGACCGCACCGGUCCGGGGAGAGCGGGGGCACGCUGGCCCCCGGCCCUGCAGCCGGCCCGUGCGAGGCGUGGGGAGCCCCGCAGCCGGCCCUGUCCGCCCUCGGGAGGAAGGUCCUGGGGCCGUUCGUAGGGGUCUGGCGGCUUCUUCCAGGUAAAAGGUGACAAGAGGCUGGUGCUGGCCCGUCUGUCCGGAGCCUUGGCCGGCUGACAGCUGUCAGGCAGGGGAGUGCUGGGAUUCCCUCCUGCCGAAGCCCCGGAGAUGGGCUCGCUCCCAGGGAGCAUCUGCUCUGCCGGCUGCCGGAGCGCCAGCCUGGCUUCUCUGCCAGGCGCCUCGGGUGGCAUCACGCAGCUCCUGUGCUGCUGCUGCUAAUUCAUCCGGCAAAAAUGCUUCUGGUUCCUAUCAUUCUCUACCUGCUGUUGCUUCUCUGUGGUCUGAACAGCCUUGGCUCUCAGCAGCAGGAGUUCCUGGGGUGCUGCAAAGGAGAGCACAUCUCAGGUUUGGGAAGAGGGCAGAGCCCACAGACAGUCCACUGUGGGUGGCAGCAGGGCUGUGCCUGGCUCCCUGGCACUAGUCAGUGUUAGCCUGGGCCCCUCAGCUCUGAUGUUGCUGGAGGAGAUGCUGAUGGAUUUGGGGUGCGUCUCUAACCACAGUGUAGGAUGAUCAGGGUGGAGUUACACGUGGAAACGUAACCUGCCUCCUGUCCUACACUGCCAGGCACUGAGCCCUCUCCUCGCCUGCUCUCCCUGCAUUGUUUCCACAUACCCUAACACUGGGAUCACACCCUCUUCCCUUGCAGAGAUGGGCGACAUGGAGUCCUACAAGGUGAUGCUGAAUGGGCCGGCACCCUGGGGCUUCAGGCUGCAGGGAGGGAAGGAUUUCAGCAUGCCACUCUCCAUCUCCAGGCUGACUCUGGGUGGGAAGGCAGCCCAGGCCGGCGUGGGAGUGGGCGACUGGGUGCUGUACAUCGACGGGGAGAGCACCAGUGCCAUGACACACAUCGAGGCCCAGAACAGGAUCCGUGCCUGUGGGGACAGGCUCUGCCUCACCUUGAGCAGAGCCCAGACCCAGCUGGGGAAGCCGCAGAAGGUGCUGAGCCUUGACAAGCAGCCCCCACAGCUGCUGGAGUCCCCCAGCACCCCUGUGUGUGACCCUGUGAAGCUGCGGAUGUUAGAGGACAUUGACGACUCAAAGCCCCACAGCUGGACCUCCCAGUCCCGUUCCUUCCGCAAACUGUCCCGCCUGGUGGGCGCAGAUGCCAUGGAGGAUGGUGAGGAUGAGCUUGUUAAAAAGCCCAGUCACUCAGGGGAAGCUCUUUGCUCUGUUGCUGUUUUUUCUCUCUGUCUCCAAGAGUCGAGCUGUUGGUGGAGCUGCAGAGCUCACCCUGCACUCACCCCACAGUGGGCACUGCCAGAGCUCAGCCACUGCUCUGGCCGUCACCUUGGGAGGGUCCUGCCAGGGCACACACUGGCCAGACAUGUCCUGUGCUGGGUAGGACCUGCUGGGCACUGCUGGCACCAAGCUGGGGAGGCCAAGCUCUGCCAUUGCUUCUUGAGGAAAAGGGGUCUGGAGAAGGUUGGUGCACUGAGAGCACCUUGCUGGGGGUAUUGGGAGGUGCUAGGCAGCAGCUGGACAGUGUGCUGUGAGCCUGGCGUGGGGCUGCGGGAUGGCAGGGCAGAGGAUGCCCACGGCUCCAGCUGGGGCACAGUGGAGCAGUGGCAGCCCCCGCAGCCUCUGGAGCCCCCCAGCACCCCUGGGUGUGAUCCUGGGAAGCUGAGGAUGUUAGAGGAUGCUGAGGACUGGCAGCCCCGCACCGGGACCUCCCAGUCCCGCUCCUUCCGCAAACUGGCCCAGCUGACGGGCACAGAUGGCAUGGAGGAUGGUGAGGAUGAAUUGAUUAAAAAGCCCAGGGAUGCCCAUGGGUCCAGCUGGGGCACGGGGCAACAUCGGCAGCCCCCGCAGCUGCUGGAGUCCCCCGGUGACACUGUGUGUGACCCUGUGAAGCUGCGCAUGCUAGAGGACAUUGUCGACUCAAAGCCCCACACCUGGACCUCCCAGUCCCGUUCCUUCCGCAAACUGGCCCGGCUGGUGGGCGCAAACAGCAUGGAUGAUGGUGAGGAUGAGCCCGUUAAAAAGCCCAGACUUGAGGUGUUUUCCGAGCUGCACCAUGGGCACUGCCAGCACUCAGCCACUGCUCUGACUCUCACUUCAGGAGAAUCCUGCCCCAAGCACCCACCUGGUGAUUCCCAUGGGUCCAGCUGGGGCAUAGUGGAGCAGCGGCAGCCUCUGGAGCCCCCCAGCACCCCUGGGUGUGAUCCUGGGAAGCUGCGACUGAUGGAGGAUGCUGAGGGCUGGCAGCCCCGCACCGGGACCUCGCAGUCCCGCUCCUUCCGCAAACUGGCCCAGCUGACGGGCACAGAUGGCAUGGAGGAUGGUGAGGAUGAGAAUGUUAAAAAGCCCAGGGAUGCCCAUGAGUCCAGCUGGGGCACGGUGGAGCAGCGACAGCCCCCGCAGCCUCUGGAGCCCCCCAGCACCCCCGGGUGCAACCCCGGGAAGCUGCGACUGAUAGAGGAUGCUGAGGACUGGCAGCCCCGCACCGGGACCUCGCAGUCCCGCACCUUCCGCAAACUGGCCCAGCUGACGGGCACAGACAGCAGCAUGGAGGAUCAUGAUGAUGUGUUUGUUAGGAAGCCCAGCCAGGUCUCCGUGCCGGACUCGUCCCCAGGAGCAACGAUGAAGACUGAGCCAGGACUGGCCCCCAGGACGCCCAGUGCCACCCCCAGCCCCACCAGCCGCCCACCCUGGGCUGUGGACCCCUCGUUUGCCGAGCGCUACGCCCCGGACAAGACGAGCACGGUGGUGAGCAAGCACAGCCAGCCGGCCACGCCGACCCCCAUGCAGAACCGCAGCUCCAUCGUGCAGGCGGCCCAGCAAGCCCCCGAGGGGCCCGGCCGCACCCCGCUCUGCUACAAGUGCAACAAGGUCAUCAGGGGACGGUACCUCGUGGCGCUGGGACAUUAUUACCACCCCGAGGAGUUCAUCUGCUGCCAGUGCAGGAAGGUGCUGGAUGAGGGUGGCUUCUUUGAGGAGAAAGGCUCCAUCUUCUGCCCCAAGUGCUACGACACGCGCUACGCACCCAGCUGCGCCAAGUGCAAGAAGAAGAUCACUGGGGAGGUGAUGCACGCACUGAAGAUGACCUGGCACGUGCAGUGCUUCACCUGCAACGCCUGCAAAACUCCCAUCCGCAACCGAGCCUUCUACAUGGAGGAGGGACAGCCCUACUGCGAGAGAGACUAUGAGAAGAUGUUUGGCACCAAGUGCCGCGGCUGUGACUUCAAGAUCGAUGCUGGGGACCGGUUCCUGGAGGCGCUGGGGUUCAGCUGGCACGACACUUGCUUUGUCUGUGCGAUCUGCCAGACCAACCUGGAAGGGAAGACGUUCUACUCCAAGAAGGACAAGCCGCUGUGCAAGAGCCAUGCUUUCUCCCAUGUGUGAGGGGUGGGAAUUCAGCUGUGCCCACACAUGCCCCUGGCCCUGCAUGCUCCUCUCCCCCUGCCCUGCUGGCCCCAGGGAGCCAGGCUGGGCCUUUUGCCCUUUCCCUUGCUCCUGCCUCUUUUCUGGCAGUUCCUGGCUCAACUUCAGCCAGAUACAGUGCUGGGUCCAGAGCCUUUUAUAGCUGGGUAGCUUCUUAUAUGCUUCUCAACUGGCCCUAGGAGCCCUGGGAAGGGGAUGCUGCAUGGAUCUCCUGCCCCUGAGCCACGCAGCACGGUGGGUACAACCGUGCUGCGACUGGAAUUGGAGGGGGUCUGCCACGGCUGGGCUGCUCCCUUGCUGCCUGGCAGCUCAGUGCUGGGGCAGGGAUACUCCUUACACAUCCCUGAGCGGGUGAGGACCAGCUCUUGUCUCACUCUCCCCAACCUUCCCUGCUGUGUGCUUGGGGCUGGAGACCCGGCCCGGCUCCCCUGCUGGGGUCCUGCCCAUGACAACCCACCAGCCACCCCUCAAACUGCUGCGGUGGCUUCCUGCCCCCGUUGCAUUCCAGGGGUGUCUGUGCCUCAUGCCCCCCACCCUGCUGGCCCACUGCUCCUCUGGGGCCGGCGACACCCCCAGCCUGGCGUGGCCCAGCUGUGGGCUGGCAGCGUGUAAUGAUGGCCAGCCCAGCCAGGCGGCUGCUCCUGCAAGGCUUGGGCACAGCUUCCUACCAAAGAGCUCUCUGCCACUGCCAUCCUGGGGCCACCGAUGCCUCCCCCCAAACCACACCCUCCGGUCGGGCUGCACUGAUGUAGCCACGGUGCUUUUAGUGCCUUUAAUAAACACAUCUCUGC